UUGGAAGUGUGUUUUGGCAAGUCUUGCAUUAAAAUUACAUUGGUAAGUGUCUAUGUUACCGUGCCAGAGAGUAAAAGUUUGGUGACAGCACCAUCUGUUGGUCAAAAGUUGCUAAUUUAAGUUAAAUCUGCUCUAAACUUUUGCAAUAAUUGGUAGAAGAAAAAAAACGUACUUGUGCUUUAAUUUUUUGGAUCAUGCUAUAUGAUGUCACACAUGUGCCUCACACGCGUUUGUCCUGUAACUGUUGCUUGCUAUUUUUUUUUUUUUUUUUAAAGGUAUCAGAGGUGAUAAAUCUUGCUGCCAAUAUAUUCCCUUAUACGUGACCCACAAGAUUUGCGGUGUACCAGUGAUUCCAGCGCAUACAGUUUUGUCAGUAUCUUUUCUUCAGAUUGAAUACAAUUCUGAUUAGAUUUUCAGUUCUGAUCUAUAGGACUGACUGCCCACACUGUUACUUUGCAAAUAAUUUUAUCAUUGUGCUCAAAAUGGACCCAUUUCUUCGGACGGACUGUGUGGGUCUCACCCCAGUACAGUGACGGGGACACUAUACUGUAAAAAGUCCUGACUCUGGUCAUUAAAAAUCCCAUUGCACUUCUCUUAAAUAAGCAGGGAUGUAACCCAGGUGUCCUGGCCAAAUUCCCCCAUUGGCCCUUAUCAAUCAUGGCCUCUUAAUAAUCCCCAUCCAUUAAUUGGCUGUAUCACUCGACUCUCUCCUCUCCACCAAUAGCUGGGGUGUGGUGGGUGUACUGGUGCACUAUAGCUGCUGUCAAUCAUCCAGGUGGAUGCUGCACACUGGUGCAGUGUCUGUAAAAGUGCUAUUUAAAUGUAACAUUCAUUCAACAUCUUGAGGAUGUACAUCAUUUGACAAUUAUGAUUUAGGUGUCUGCAUGAUCCAAAGAGACUUUCCACAAACAAGACAAAUUAGGAACCCGAGGAAGAACAUUUGAAAGAUUUCUGAAUCCCAUGUCUUUGACAAUAUCUCAACUUGGCAGGGACUUGUUUACUUAUGUACACAACAGUGGUCGAUGACCACUGAGUAAACUGACUUGCUUCAAAUGGACUUUGACUGUUACACAGAAGAGGAGCCUUAACUGUGUUUGCUUCACCUCAGGAUAACGCAAGUUGAACACAAACGAUAGUAAAUCUCAACUGUGAUCGAGAUCAAGUCAAGAUUCAGAAAAUGGCAAUGAUGCUGGUUUUUGCUGCUCUGCUCCCUGUUGUACUGGGGAGUGAGUGUAGUACUGAUGAAUUUAGUCCUGUUGACUGUUCUCAGAUUAAUACUAAAGGACAAACGGUCAGUGGCAUUUACUCCAUCUAUCCGGCAGGGAACAUUCCUGUCUGGGUGUACUGUGACAUGGUCUCAACUGGUGCAGAUGAUGAUAAAGGAGGAUGGACGGUGAUUCAGAGACGAUUGGACGGCAGUGUGAAUUUCUAUCGGCCUUGGAAAGAGUACAAGAGAGGAUUUGGGGACAUCAUUGGAGAGUACUGGCUAGGGUUGGAGAAACUUUACCAGCUCACACGUAACAGGAAAUACAUGCUGAGAGUGGACAUGGAGGACUUUACAGGAAGGAAAGGUUACGCUCUGUAUUCAUACUUCUCUGUGGACUCUGAAUGUGAAGGGUAUCAACUGCAUGUUUCAGGGUUUAAAGAUGGAGGGGCAGGCGACUCUUUAUCUGGCCACAGUGGAUACAAAUUCUCCACUUUUGACAAAGACCAAGACAUCCAUGACAAUAAUUGUGCCAAAAUGUUUCUUGGGGGAUUUUGGUACUCAAACUGUCAUUCUACAAACCCCAACGGUGUGUACUUAUGGGGAGAAGAUGCCACACAUUAUGCCAUUGGAGCUGUUUGGACGACCUGGAAGAACAGUAAUACUGCCAUCAGUAUGAAAUCAAUCACUAUGAAGAUCAAAAGUGUCUCUUAGGCCAUUAUAGAAACAUUUUAUUUUCAUUAUGACAGUUUAACGUUUUCCUUUCCACUUAUAACUGUGUAACUGAGCAAACAUGUAAGAAUAUCUCUUCUAUCUCUUUAUGAAACUUACAUUUCAUUGUAAAUAAAAAU
Xyrauchen texanus (razorback sucker) is the source of this 2055-nucleotide messenger RNA. RefSeq names its product microfibril-associated glycoprotein 4-like. Lineage: Eukaryota; Metazoa; Chordata; Actinopteri; Cypriniformes; Catostomidae. Bases 1178 to 1918 code for a protein of 246 amino acids. The transcript has 6 exons. Gene Ontology annotation, biological process: elastic fiber assembly. The record is from RefSeq and is a predicted model, not a curated record.